Trichomonas vaginalis G3 is the source of this 732-nucleotide messenger RNA. RefSeq lists its product as uncharacterized. The record is from RefSeq and is a predicted model, not a curated record. Lineage: Eukaryota; Parabasalia; Trichomonadida; Trichomonadidae. The transcript has a single exon. Bases 1 to 732 code for a protein of 243 amino acids.
AUGAACAAAACACCUUACCAAAUGUUUUACGAGGAGUUCUAUGAAAAGUUUGUAUCCGGAUGGAAUUGUACAGAGUGCUACAGAAGAUAUAAAGAAUUUGCGAAGGAGAAUGAAUUCUUUGCAUGUAGUUCAAAUGUAUUUGGCGGCAAGAUGAGAGAAUUUGUGAAGAGAAGUAGAAAGCGAGACGGUUCUGCAAGAAGUUAUAUUUACGAAGCAAGUAUGAUAUUAGAAGGUCGUGGAAAGAAAGAAACAGUGAAUUAUGAGGAAGUGCUUGAAAAAUUCAUGGAGUACAUGGGAAGCAAUAUAACAUACAACAAAGACAUAUACAGUGAGUUUAAGUACUACUGUGAACAGCAUGAGAUUGAAGUAAUGAGUAAAGGAGACUUUGAAACGCUUAUGAAAGACAGUAAGGAGGUCGUUCAUGAGAACAGUGUUGAAAUAGUUCAUGAGAACAGUGAGGAGGUCAUACAUGAAUGCAAUGAUGAAAUAGUUCACGAUGUCGUUCGUGAAGAAGCCAUUGCAACAAAGAAUGAUAUAAAGGAUUUCAUAGAACUUAACAAGGAGGAGUUUAAAGAAGGCUAUGAAGUGAAAAGAUGUGAAGAAGAUUUCUUGGCGUAUUUGAAGAAAAAGAGACUAAAGCCAAUGGCUCAAAAUAAGUUUCAAUCGAUGUUUGAAAAGAAACGUUUGAGCUAUGGUGGUGUAAGAAGCACAUAUUACUUUGUUAAGAAGUGA